AUGAAGCUUUCCCAAGAUCUGCAGAUUUCCCUCACCGUGGCGAUGUCCGAAGCCGGUCGUCUAGGGCACGAGUAUGCCGGCCUCGAACACUUGCUGCUGGCGCUAUGUCUCGACGAAGACUCCGCUCAGGUGCUGCGCCAUUCCGGGGCCGAUCCGGCGCAGCUGCACCGCGAGCUGGAACGUUACCUGGCCGAUGAAGUCGAUCGGCUCGAUGUCGGCGAGGACUACGAGCCGCGGCCGAGCAUGGCAUUGCAGCGGGUCAUCACCCGGGCCGGCAUGCACGUCGAGAGCGCCGGCAAGGAAGAGAUGACCGGCGCCGACCUGCUGGUGGCGAUGUUCGGUGAGGGCGACUCGCACGCGGUCUACCUGCUUGCCGAACAGGGCGUGACCCGGCUCGACGUGACGAGCUACCUGGCCCACGGCCACUCCAAAUUGCAGCCCACCCUACCGGGCACCCGCUCGGUGCCGAUCGGUGAUGGUGAUGAGGCAGAAACGGCCGACGAGAGCGAUGGCCGGGCGCCGCGCGGCGACGAAGCGCUCGAAGCCUACACUCAGGAGCUGGUCGCCCUAGCGCGUGAGGGCGGUAUCGACCCGCUGAUCGGCCGCGGUAAGGAAGUGCUACGGGCACUCCACAUCCUGCAGCGGCGGCGCAAAAACAAUCCGUUGUUCGUCGGCGACCCCGGGGUUGGCAAGACCGCCCUGGUGGAGGGCCUGGCGCGGCGGAUCAGCCGCGAAGAGGUGCCCGAGGCCUUUCGCGACGUGCGCAUCUACCGCCUCGACAUGGGCGCUCUGCUCGCCGGCACCCGCUACCGCGGCGACUUCGAGAAUCGACUCAAAGCCUUGCUGGCGGCACUCGAUACCCAGACCAAGCCAAUCUUGUUCAUCGACGAGAUCCACACCCUGGUUGGCGCUGGCAGUGCCGGCCGCGGCAGCAUGGACGGCUCCAACCUGCUCAAGCCAGCUCUGCAAGGCGGCAAGCUGCGAGCGAUCGGCGCCACCACCUGGGAAGAGUACCGGCAGAACUUCCAGCGCGAUCUGGCCUUGGCGCGGCGUUUUCAGAAGGUCGAGGUCAACGAGCCGACGGUGGCUGAGACCGAGAAGAUCUUCCUCGGUCUGCGGGAUCGUUACGAGGCCCAUCACGGGGUGCGCUACACCCGGCCGGCGAUCCGUGCCGCUGCCGAGCUCGCCGGUCGCCACCUGCGCGACCGCAAGCUACCCGACAAGGCCAUCGACCUGCUCGACGAGGCCGGCGCGGCGGUGGCGCUGCGCGGCAAACAGCGGGUCGGGGUGGGGGAACUCGAGCAGGUGUUGGCGACCAUGGCACAGAUCCCUGCUCGACGGGUCAAGGGUGACGACCGCCAGCGGCUCGAAAGCCUCGAGCAAGAGCUCAAGACCGUGGUGUUCGGCCAAGACCCGGCGAUCGACCGGCUGGUCAGCGCGAUCAAGGUAUCGCGGGCCGGGCUACGAGCGCCGGAGAAGCCGGUGGGCUCGUUCCUGCUCACUGGCCCCACCGGCGUCGGCAAGACCGAGACCGCCAAGCAGCUCGCCGAAGUGCUGGGGAUCUCCUUCCUGCGCUUCGACAUGAGCGAGUACAUGGAACGCCACACGGUGUCGCGCCUGGUCGGUGCGCCGCCGGGCUAUGUCGGCUACGACCGCGGCGGCCUGCUCACCGAGGCGGUGUCGAAGAACCCCCACGCAGUGCUGCUACUCGACGAGAUCGAGAAGGCCCACGGCGAUGUCUUCAACAUCUUGCUGCAGGUGAUGGAUCACGGCACCCUGACCGACACCAACGGCAAGCAGACCGACUUCCGCCACGUCAUCCUGUUGAUGACCUCGAACGUCGGCGCCCGUGAGAUGGCCGCUCGCAGUCCUGGCUUCGGUUUGCAACAGGCCGAGCUCGGCAGCGAGGGCGAACGCGCGGUCGAGCGUUUGUUCAGCCCCGAGUUCCGCAACCGGCUCGAUGGCCAGUUGCGCUUUGACGCGCUCGAUCCCAAGGUCAUGGGUCGGAUUGUCGACAAGCUGGUGGCCGAGCUGUGCGGGCCGCUCAAAGAGAAGAAAGUCAGCUUGGAGCUCACCGACGCCGGCCGCGAUCUGCUGGCCGAAAAAGGCUAUGACCCGGCUUUCGGCGCUCGCCCCCUCGGCCGGGUGAUCGAAGAUACGGUCACGCGACCCUUGACCGAAGAGCUACUGUUCGGUCGCUUGCAGAGCGGUGGGCGGGUGGUUAUCGAUGCUCGCGAGGGUGAGAUCGUGCUCGACUUGCCCGAAGCGACAAUUCCCAACGAUGCCGCCUACAUCUCGAUUACCAGCGAUGGGUUGCUGCGAGUCUCGGACGGCGAAGAGAUGAGCCGGCUGCUGGACUACGCCGACCUACGGGCUUUUGUCCUCGACUUGCACAACCGCUAUCUGGAGCGGCCGGUGGUCAUCACGGCCGACCACCAGGCGCGUUAUAAGAAUGUCGACCGGGUGAUGGAUGCCAUCAAGCAGACCGGCGGGCUGGUCUACCUGCUGACUCAGCACGUCACCAUCGAGGGUUGA
This is a messenger RNA of Nerophis lumbriciformis (worm pipefish), 2535 nucleotides long. Lineage: Eukaryota; Metazoa; Chordata; Actinopteri; Syngnathiformes; Syngnathidae. The record is from RefSeq and is a predicted model, not a curated record.